CGUUUAAAAACCGUUCCCGCCCCUUCAAACCAGCAUAAAGAGCGGUGGCGCCAUGGGGAUCAGGGUUUCAGUGUCCAAACAUGGCGACGUAUUCAUUAAUAAGGACUUUCAUAUUGUUGAUGAUUUUCUCAAUUCAGUGCUUUCUGUCAAUCAGUUGCAGAGGUCUCCAAAUUCUUGCAAAAUCGAAGAUUCAAACCUGCGAGAACCUUUCUGGCGCAAAGGAACUGACUUGCAGAGAGAAACUUGUCCUCGAAAUUGCAGUUCCAAGUGGAUCGAGUGGAAGAGAGGCUUCUAUUGAAGCUGAGCUUGUGGAGGCAGAAAAUGUUUCAAGUGGAAAGAUGCAAACUAUAAAAACAUCACUCAUUAUUACUAUACAAAAAUCCCCUGCAUAUGCUCUUUAUGAGUUAAUGUACAUUCAGGAUGUUGCAUAUAAGCCUACAGAGUUAUUUGUCAAGACACGAAAAUGCAAACCAGAUGCCGGUGAAUCUGUUGUUGGAGGUUGUGUUGGGUUGCCUAGAAAAGGUGGUGGCGUUCUCACAGAAACACUGCCAAUAUGUUGCCCGUGUGGAUCCAAGCGACGUGUCCCUUAUCCUUGUGAUCAUUUUGUUAAGACAUGGAUUCUUGGGAAAAAAAAUGUGGCGCACUGCCUCCGCUUUCCAGAUGAGUGGUUUCACGUAUUCUCCAUUGGAAAACGGUCAUUGGGAUUUACUGUCAGCAUUGAAGUGAGAAAAAGAUCUGCAACAUCUUUUGUUGUUGUUAGUCCUGAGAAUAGGACAACAGUAUCUGGUGAUAACUAUUUAAGAGCUAAUCUUAUUGGGGACUUUGUUGGUUACACCAGCAUACCAACAUUUGAAGAUUUCUUUCUUGUUACUCCAAGCAAGGGAGGCUCUGGUCAACCUAGCAAUCUUGGUGUGAAUUAUGCAAAAUGGAUGCUUCUAGAGAGGGUGCGCUUUACGUUCGAUGGGAAUGAAUGCAACAAAAUUGGUGUCAGUUAUGAAACUUUCAACAGGCAACCGCACUUUUGCUCGUCACCACUAUGGAGUUGCUUGCAUAAUCAGCUAUGGAAUUUUUGGGAAGAUGAUGAGAACCGAAAGAAGCGGAGCCAAAUGCCUCUCUAUGUUAUCGACAAAAGAUUCGAAAGAAUAAAUCAACAUCCAAAUGCAGGUUCACAUUCAUUCUCCAUUGGGAUCAAUGAGGUCCUUAACUCAAAUCUUGUGAUAGAGAUUAGUGCCGAUGACAUUCAAUAUGUUUAUCAAAGGAGUCCCGGAAAGAUACUAAGUGUUACAAUCCCCAAAUUUGAAGCACUUGCACAAUUUGGGAUCGCUACAAUUAUUACAAAGAACACUGGUGAAUUGGAAGCAUCAUACAGCUUAACGUUUGAAUGCUCAGGAGGUAUCAAUCAAAUGGAGGAACAAAUGUUCAUAAUGAAACCAGGAGAGACAAUUACCCGUACAUUUCAGCUUUCCUCAAAUACUAAUAAAGCUUCGAAGUAUCACUGCAUUGCUAUUUUAAAGGAUUCUGAUUUUAAGGAAGUUCACAGGGCAGAGUGCCAGUUCAUUACCACAGCAACCAUGUAUAAUCGGGAAAACCAGGAAAUUGAAUCGACCAAUUCAUCAACUGAUGGAAGUACUCUCUUUGGAGGUAUGAGAAGCAUAUGGAACACCAUGUGGAAUGGAUUGAAAGAUUUCUUCACUGGUAGAUUAUGCAGGAAAAAUUGCUCAGAGUUUUUUGACAUUGCUUGCCACAUUCAAUAUAUUUGUGCUAGUUGGGUUGUGCUGUUUGGUUUGCUUCUCGCAAUCUUCCCUAUAGUGGUCGUUCUCAUUUGGUUAUUACAUCAAAAAGGAUUUUUUGAUCCCUUUUAUGAUUGGUGGGAUGAUAUUGUCAGAGCACUGAAGCGCAAGAGUGGAAUCUAUCCAAGAAAUGGAAAAGAAGUUAGCCGAUAUCACAGGCAUGGCCACAAGAAGGAUAAUUACUAUCGACAUCAGACGCAUAAAGGGAGACAUCAUCAUGUUCAGAAUAGAAAUAAGCAGUAUCACAAGCAUAAACACAAUUAUUCUAAUCACCCUGAGCAUGCUAAAUAUUGGUAUCCUGAUCAUUUGAACGAUCAUAAUCAUUAUCAUAUGCAUGAUGAUCAUCGAGAUCAUGCUCAUGGAAGUAGCUACAAGCAUGAGAGAGAGAGGGUAUUGCCUGAAAGGUUGCGAAAACAUGGCUUGAGGAUAGAUGCUAGUGAAGGCCACCAUAGGCAAGGGAAAGGAGGAACCAUGACAGAGAAAAAACCAGAAUAUCAGAUGCACUAUGCGAAGAGAGAAGUUAUCAAGGGUACACAGUUUGGGAGACAGCCUCAGAAAAUUCGGAGAAAUCAAGAAACUCCAGAGAAACAUUUGAAGCACAAGCGUGGGCACAAAGAACACAAUGAUCAGCAUCUCAAGAUCCACCCUUGAAAAUGCAAAUGAAGGUAAGAACUCUCGAUAGCCGUGACACUCCCCAGUACAAAAUAGUGUGCCACGAUUUUUAUUCAUGCAUCUUUGCUAACAUGUCAUGGAACUGUCAACAAAUACACCUAUUAUGUUCAGGUAUUUAUUGAAACAUUUACAAAAUCACUGAAAUCAGAACCAAAAUCUAUGUUGUGGUAGAUAUAAUGCUAUACAGUUUUAUUUUCCUUUUGCAAUUUUCGAAUUUGAUAUAAGUGCAGUCCUUUGUGAUUUCUGUUGCAAAAACUUUCCUAUGGAAUCAGUCUCAACCGAUGAUGAAUUUCUUGAAAUCUUGGAGCAGUAUCCUAUUCCUCAUUUCCUGUCUAUUUCUUGAAGCACUCUCAGAACAUAGGCUCCUAAUAGGGAGCCUCUGUUGUGAAUGGUUCUGGACCACUUGUACUAAGAGGUCAGGGAACUUAUGAUGCUGGUGUUAUGAUGAAU
Amborella trichopoda is the source of this 2912-nucleotide messenger RNA. It is a transcript of the gene HAP2, whose product is annotated as hapless 2. NCBI's taxonomy places the organism in Eukaryota, Viridiplantae, Streptophyta, Magnoliopsida, Amborellales, Amborellaceae. The record is from RefSeq and is a predicted model, not a curated record.